AUGAUGAUGAUGUCUCUGAACAGCAAGCAGCCGUUCGCCAUGGCGCACAGCAGCCUGGCCGAGCCCAAGUACUCGCUGCACUCGUCCUCCGCGUCCACGCUGACCUCCAGCGCGCCUUCCUCCUCGUCCUGCUCCUCUUCCUCCCGCAUCAGCAGCACCAUCAUCAGCAGCACCAGCAGCAGCAGCGGCAGUUCGGAGGCGAUGCGUCGCGCCUGCCUCCCAACCCCACCGAGCAAUAUAUUCGGCGGCUUGGAUGAGAGUUUGUUGGCCCGCGCAGAAGCUCUGGCGGCGGUGGAUAUCGUCUCGCAGACCAAGAGUCACCACCACCACCCUCCGCACCACAGCCCCUUCAAACCGGACGCGACCUACCACACCAUGAACACGCUGCCCUGCACCUCUUCCUCCUCCUCCUCUUCCUCCGUGCCCAUCUCACACCCCUCCGCUCUGGCCGGACACCACCACCAUCACCACCACCACCAUCACCAUCAGCCGCACCAAGCCUUAGAGGGAGACCUGCUGGACCACAUCACCCCGGGGUUGGCGCUCGGAUGCCCCGAUGGAUCAGUGGUGUCAACCCCGGCGCAUCCCGCGCACAUGGCGGGGAUGAACCACAUGCACCAGGCGGCUCUCAACAUGGCCCACGCGCACGGGCUGCCACACAUGGGCAUGAACGACGUGGACGCGGAUCCCAGAGACUUGGAGGCUUUCGCGGAGCGCUUUAAGCAGCGGCGGAUCAAACUGGGGGUGACCCAGGCGGACGUAGGGUCGGCCUUGGCCAGCCUCAAAAUCCCCGGCGUGGGCUCGCUCAGUCAGAGCACCAUCUGCCGCUUCGAGUCCCUCACGCUCUCGCACAACAACAUGAUCGCGCUCAAGCCCAUUCUCCAAGCGUGGCUCGAGGAAGCGGAGAAGUCUCACCGCGAGAAACUGAACAAACCGGAGCUUUUUAACGGCGCCGAGAAAAAGCGGAAACGCACGUCGAUAGCCGCUCCGGAGAAGAGGUCACUGGAGGCCUAUUUCGCCAUUCAGCCGCGGCCCUCCUCAGAGAAGAUCGCAGCCAUCGCAGAGAAACUGGACUUGAAAAAGAACGUGGUGCGCGUUUGGUUUUGUAACCAGCGACAAAAACAGAAAAGAAUGAAGUACUCUGCAUGUGUCUAG
This is a messenger RNA of Boleophthalmus pectinirostris (great blue-spotted mudskipper), 1155 nucleotides long. It is a transcript of the gene pou4f2, whose product is annotated as POU class 4 homeobox 2. Gene Ontology annotation, molecular function: RNA polymerase II cis-regulatory region sequence-specific DNA binding; DNA-binding transcription factor activity, RNA polymerase II-specific. The coding region runs from base 1 to 1155 and encodes 384 amino acids. The record is from RefSeq and is a predicted model, not a curated record. Lineage: Eukaryota; Metazoa; Chordata; Actinopteri; Gobiiformes; Gobiidae. Gene Ontology annotation, biological process: regulation of transcription by RNA polymerase II. The transcript is spliced from 2 exons.